Messenger RNA from Triplophysa dalaica, 4839 nucleotides. RefSeq names its product microtubule associated tumor suppressor 1a (gene mtus1a). Gene Ontology annotation, molecular function: microtubule binding. Gene Ontology annotation, cellular component: nucleus; cytoplasm. The transcript is spliced from 15 exons. Bases 286 to 3525 code for a protein of 1079 amino acids. The record is from RefSeq and is a predicted model, not a curated record. NCBI's taxonomy places the organism in Eukaryota, Metazoa, Chordata, Actinopteri, Cypriniformes, Nemacheilidae.
GCUAUUGAAGAGCAGAGGGGUUAGUCUUGGCAGUCUUCAUAUACGCCCACAAGCAGAGUGGUGCGUUUAGUCUGGUGUAGUGUUUACCACAGCACUAAUAGGAUUGAUACUGAGACGUGGAGCUGUGAGUGCUGCAGGAGUCUGAAUGGGAUUCGCUGAACUGACAUAAUGUUUUGCAUGGGACAUUUACUGACAGAGCUUCAAUAAAGCCCAAUAACUACAGUUCUCAAAACAAAAGCCAGAUCAGACACUUCUGAUGUAAAACAUCUCGACAACAGCAAGGGAAUGGAGAUCAAGCAUAAUUCUAUGAAUCUUACUUUUUCGAUUGAGGACAAAAAUGGCAAUAACAUUACUUGCCCCAGUGAGCCCUCUCCCGAUUCAAUGAGGAGCUUGAGCAGUUUGAGUUGUGGAAGUUCAGACAGUCCUCCGGAUGUAGAAAUGAAGGAUUGCAUCAGUGAUGCUACCUCUAAAAAAACCUUAAAGAUAAGGUACCCUAGCACUUCCGGCAGCUUUAAAUGCACUGAAGUUGACUCCUACAAGCCAUCAAGACGUGGUUCCGGUGAGAACUGCUGUUCUGUCAGUUCUAGUGAGAUGGUGAUGAGGAGCAACAGCUUCAUCUUACAUGAUACUGAACAGCCACUUAACAUCUCAGUGCUUGGGAAGUCCAGGACCUCCUUGGAUAUAUCUUCUGACAUCGGUGUGGUGUCGGGCAUGUUACCCGAUGUCUGUGAGGGUCUUGGAGAAGAACAUCCAGCCAAGCUGUCAACAGGAGAAUCCAAGAAUAGGGCCUUAGAGUGUACCUUCAUUCAACCAGGCGAUCAGACCUUUCUCAUAGAGGGAGAUUUGAUUCAAUUGCCGGACAUCGAGAAACAUGAAUGUGCAACACCUGUUCAUCAGAAAUCAAGUAAAGAUGUGCAAAAGUUGCCGUGCAACACAGGUGGAGCCAGUCACUCGACUCCUGUGGAAGGGAAAACUGUGCACCUCAUGGCUUUGGAGGAUUUAGACAUCAGCGGGAACGCUCAAACCUCGACUCCGGUUCAGUCUGUAAGUAAUAAAACAUUUUGCCUUCCACCUCUUUCAGAGUCACCACUUCAAAAAGAUGAAGGUGAUUCAGUGAGCCCAAUGGCUCAGAUCAUCAAUAGGCAGGAAUGUGACGCCUCUCCAAAGCCCAAGUCAUUGAUGGCUAACAGAAGCAAAAAGGUAGAAAUCAAAAGGUUUCCCAAGCCUAACUUCAGUAAUAUAAAGUCUAAAAUUAUAUCCCGUGCCACCAACCCUUUCAAGACGUCAAGUGCACCAAAGACCUCAUCAAGCAACAUUCUUCAAGCUAAUGAAAGUGAGAAUUUGGAUCUUUCUUCUCAGCGCAAGUCAUCACCUAAUAAGUCCACCUCUCUGGCAGUCACCAACACCUGUGCUACACCAGCCCGACAUGUAAAGAGUUCUGUCGUGGUUAAAAGGACUCGCUCAUCCACUUGCCAAGAGAGCGGUCUGGCCUCAAAAUCUCGUCCUCGCCGGUGGUCUGAAAGCGCUACCCCUUUCAAAACUGCUACAGAUGGCUCGCAAGAAAAAAAUCAGAGGGUCAAUGGGACCUUGAGCAUCUCCGCCACACCACAGACUUUAUCUAAAGGAAGUGCUCAGAACAAGGAUGGAAAGAUCAAACCAGAUGGAUCCGAGUCGUCUAAAGAAGUUUUUCAAGGGAAUGAGUCACUGAAGGUUCGUGGGAAGAACCUGAAAAUCAGUUUGAUGGCCGUGUCUGCCAAGCUGGCGACAGGAGCGGCAGCAUGCGAGUGGAGUAGAGGCAGGCUUGGCCCUCAGCCAUCCCCAGCCAGGACGGGAGGAGCCUCUACUGCUCGCAUUCCAGGUCCAUUCCUUCGGCCUCCUCUCUCGGCUGCGUCUAAGAUCAAACUUGGGACAGCAGGAAAAGAUGACAGCAAUACCUUGGAUAUGCCUUCACCUAGAGUCCUGCUCUGCACAACUGAGGGAGGAGCCCAGUCCAGAACUGGCCAGUUUACAGCGCCAUCAACUUUAUUAGCCUCCAAACUGCCCAUCAAACCCAAAACGCAGGCUAAAACCUCCAGCAUUUCUCACACAAAUGGACACCCAAAGCAGGACCAGGCAGAGACCUCUUUGGGAGCCUUGAGUAAACCUCCAUCUAACAGGACCACACUUUUCAGAAGUAAACUACAAUCUCCAUCUACAAGAAGUGUACCAUCAGGAUGCAAGAACACAUCUUUAACAGGUCAAAGUUCAGCGAGGUCUUCAAGCAGUCCUCUGAAAACCCCAACCAAAGCUCGACCAAUGAGACCUGUUGUCACUCCAACAGUUGAUAGGAACAAGUCGAAGACAGCGUCACGAAACCUGCAGCCCCCAACAAAUGGCCAACCGGACCUGGUACCACCUGAAAGCAAGUCGAGGAGUGUGGAGUACUAUAAAGCGCUGUGCGAGAAGAAGAACCAAACCAUCCAACAGCUGGAGAACACGGUCCGAUCCGACAACCGCAGGUUCGAGGCUAUUGCUGUGGUUAUAAAGCACCUUUAUGCAGAGCAUGAGGAGGUGAUGAAGCAGCGCAGGGAGCUGUGUCAGGAGCUGAGCACCUUGCGUGAGGAGCUGGUGAGUUCAGCUCAGUCAUGUGAGCGUCUGGAGGAGGAGAAGGAGGAACUGCGUGGGGCCUUGGAUGGUGUUCUGCAGAAGGUUCAGGAGCAGCACCGUUUAGAUCUAGCUGACCUGGAGGAGAGGCUGAAGACUUUCUAUUCCACUGAGUGGGAGAAGGUCCAUCAGACCUAUCAGGAAGAGGCUGACAAGUGCAAAGCUCAGAUGGAGCAGCAGCUUGAGGAGUUACGAUCAAAACAUGAGGAUUUGAAGAAAGAACUGGAAGACAGCCAUGUAGAGGAGGUGGACAACCUUAAACUUCACUUUGAAGAAUCUUUUAAGGAGCUCCAACAGUCUCAAGAAAAAGAAAUGGAAACACUCAACACAACACUGAAGAAAUCAGAGGAAAUAUUAACUAAUCAAAUUCAGGAGCUCAUUGCCGAGAAUAACAACCUUAAAGAUAAACUCAAAGCCGAGGAGAUACGAAGAAAAGAUCUGGCUGAGAGAACGCAGGACUCCCACACUCUUUAUCUGGAGCAAGAACUCGAAAGCCUGAAAGUGGUGCUGGACAUCAAAAACAAGCAGAUUCAUGAGCACGACAAGAAACUCAUGCAGAUAGACAAACUGAUGGAUAAGAAUGUCAAGCUGGAUGAAUGUCUUAAGAAGGUGCAACAAGAAAACGAGGACCUCAAAGCCAGAAUGGACAAACAUGCUGCUUUAUCUAGACAACUGUCCUCGGAUCAGGCGGUUUUGCAGGAAUCUCUUCAGAAGGAAUCCAAAGUAAACAAACGAUUGUCAAUGGAAAAUGAAGAGCUGCACUGGAAGCUUCACAACGGAGAUCUGAGCAGUCCUCGCAAAGUCUCCCCAUCUACUUCCCUGACUCUACAGUCCCCGAGGAACUCUGGGAUAUUCUCCAGCCCUUCCGUCUCACCCAGAUAACAGUAGCCUUCAGCUUCCAGGAAGCACCGUCAUGGACUUUUAAAUGGACAGAGCACUUCCUGCAGUCUGGACCAUAUCGAUGGCUGGAAGCCUGUUCAAAUGGAAUGAACUUUUUAACUCUUGUAAAGAUGAAUGACAUUAAAGACUAUAUUGCACAGAAGCACUUACCAAUGAGGCCACCUUUGUAUUUUUGCCUUUUAUGUCUGACUGUGGAGUAAAAAAGGAAUCUCAGGGCUUGUAGGUUUCUCACAAGUUUGAUGUUUUUUUAAACCUCAGAGUAUUUGUCUCUUCCAGGAUUUAUGUUUUUUUCCGGUGUUUUGCAUUUGUUUGUUACUGGUUGUAUGAAUCUUUGAGGGUCUUUGACAAGUUACAAAGCUUUACUACCAGACGUCUUUAAGUGUGCCUGUGUUUUUCUUGGCCUGGAUGCAAAUAUCCAAGCGUCAGCAAGCCGGUGGUAAUUUCCCAGAUGCAUGUUGUGUUUGGCAUCCCUCAAGAUUUUUUAUUUUUAUUGUGGACCUCAGAUUCCAGAUGAAAUUAUCAUGAACUUUUUAAAGGAGCACUUCAUAGAUCAACGUAUGCUGUGAACUUGAUGCAGGUGCCUGUUGCAAAACUAUGCUGGUCUGCUUUGCCUGUUUCAAGACUUUUUAAUCAUCUGCUAAAUGUCUUGUCAUAUCAUCGGUGUAUGUGCUUUUGCAGAGAAUCUGUAAAAUGAGCAAGAUAAAUUAAUUCUAAAUAAUGGAUGGAAAAACCUGAAUGUCUGUAUUAGCAAUUAAUUCAGGAUGAUUUAUUUCUCCCAUCUAUGCAGGAUGAUUUUUUGUCCCAUCUAGGCACUCAGAUAUGCAGUCUAAUAAUAAUAACAAUGAUAUGCUGUAAAAUCUAAGCUUUGAUAUUGAAAUGGAAUGAGGUCAUUAUGACUGAAGACUUGUGCUGUUGGGAAUCUACGAUUUUUCAUAACUACUUGAAUACGGGUUUUGUAUCAUUUAGUAUGAUUGAGCUCUGCGGACAGAACUGAGUGUGCGUCGUAUUGUUUUUUUAUAAGUGUGUUUAUGAAAAUGAGACCAAACACAAUGUAAAUGACCGAGCAUGUUCCAGUGGCCUCAAGAGCACCCCCCACUGUCUGAAACCCCCACUGCAGCUUUAAAUCCAAGCUAGUAACAAAGACCUUUAAAGAUAAAAAUAGUUGUUUUCUGUUUUGAAAUGUAUUAUUAAGCUGUGUGAGUGAGUGUUGGUGUGAAACUGAAACUCCUGAAAAUAUGCAAUUAAUAAAGUCACAUGUUGAAAUGCAAAAAUUCACAUGUUUGUAAUUAUAAAGUA